AUGGGUUCCAAUUUUGAAGACGACAUUUACGGUGGAUUCAGUGGGGUUACGAACAAACUCUUCAACUACGACGCCAAGGAGGAUCAAGCCUUUCAGAAUGCGGUCCGUACAUCCAGCUACGGGAAAAAAGCAACUACACCAAAGUUCUUCUGGAACGGUGACAAAAUCGGUUCGGCAGAACCGGCUACCGCAAUGGCAAGACCAUCCACCGCGAUCCGACCGGUCGGCUACUCAUCCCAUAAUUCCAAACUGUUUGAUCCACUGAACCAGGCCGCCAAAAAGAUCGUGGUGAUGGAAAACAAGAAGGAAGAAACUCCCGAACAGCGGUAUAAAAAUCUCGAAACAAAAAUUUACUCGCUGCUGGAAGAAUCGAUCGUGGCCAGCACCGGAUCCAAACCGGACAUGGCGACAAGUUUGGCAAAGGCGAAGGAAGCAUCUUCGCUCGAUCGUACGUUGCUAAGGAUGCGUGAUCAGGAUGGGGGCACCUAUACGCACAACUUUGACCUGACGUUCUUUGUACUGUUUAAUUUGGCCAACGUUUACGCAAAGAACGAGAUGUACAUAGAGGCCCUCAACACGUACACGCUGAUGACGAAGAAUAAAAUGUUUCCCAAUGUAAAUCGGCUAAAGAUCAACAUGGGCAACAUUUACUUUCAGCUGGGUUUGUACACGAAAGCGAUCAAGAUGUACCGGAUGGCGUUGGACCAGGUGCCGGGAAAUCAGAAGGAGCUGCGGCUUAAGAUUACACACAAUAUAGGCAUCCUGUUUAUCCGGAUGGGUCAGUAUUCGGAUGCAGCAACAAGCUUUGAGUUUAUCAUGUCGGAAAAAGGUGAUCUCAAGACGGGACUGCACUUGAUCCUGUGCUAUUAUGCGUUGGGUGAUGUGGAAAAGAUAAAGCAUGCGUUUCAGCUACUGCUGGACAUUCAGAUUGACUACAACGAGGAGGAGAAAGUGUUUCAAGCGAAUUCAAAUCCUUCGUAUGAGUACAUUAACGAGCUGAUCAAAUCGGACGAACUGCACAGCUAUGAGCGCAAACUGCGUCAUUUGGCCGAGAAGAACAUCCUCAUCUCGGCAAACCUAAUAUCGACUAUCAUUGACGAUUACUUUAAUGAUGGAUACAGUUGGUGUGUGGAAACGAUUAAGAAUUCUUACUUCUCGUCGUUGGCCACCGAUCUGGAGCUUAAGAAGGCGGUUAUAUACUUGAAGCAAGACGACUUCCAGCAGGCAAUCGAUACGCUGAAGUACUUCGAGAAGAAAGAAUCGAACAUCGCAAUUAAUGCUGCCAUUAAUUUGAGCUUUAUCUACAUACUGAAAAAGGAUGUUGCCGCAGCUGAAAACUAUGCCGAGGCUGCUAAAAAGAUUGACAGCUACUGUCCGGCGGCUUUCAUAAAUAGUGGUGUUUGCUUUUUCAUGAAAACUGACUACGAAUCGGCCAAGCUUAUGUUUACCAGUGCGCUCGAUAUUGAUUCCACAUCGUUUGAGGCACUGUACAAUAUGGGUCUAAUCUUCAAGAAGCUCGGCGAUCAUAACAGUGCGCUGUUGUACUUCCGGAAGAUCAUUUCGAGUCUCGGACACGAGCAACAUCCGGAGGUUCUGUAUCAGAUCGCCAGCUUGUACGAUCUGCUCGGUGAUGUCGGAACGGCUCUGGAGUAUUACCUGCAGCUGCUCAGUCUGGUGCAGCAGGACAAUCGUAUCAUCCAGAAGAUUGGUGAGCUGUACGAGGCGGAUGGUGAACGACAACAGGCGUAUCACUAUCACCACGAAUCGUACCGUAUCUAUCCGAUCGAGGCGACCGUUGUGAACUGGCUUUGUUCGCACUACAUCGAGCUGCAGGUGGUGGAGAAAGCGAUCGGAUUCUACGAGAAGGCGGUCCUUCGCAAUCCGCUCGAUCCGUACUAUUUGCUGCGGAUUGCUGGUUGCUAUCGGCGGAUCGGCAAUCAGCAACGAUCGAUGGCACUGUUCCGUAUGAUACAUGAGAUCUAUCCGGAGAAUACGGAUUGUUUGAGGGCGCUGAUGCACUUGGCCCAGUCGCAAGGCAAUGGGGAGCUGUACGAGCGGUACAGCGGUGAACUGCAGAAGCUCGAGAAGCAGAAGGAAGUCCGUCAGCGAAUUGGCAAUGGGAGACCAACGAAUUCUGGCAGUUCGCGUAUGUCCAGCGGAGAUUACAGCGUACGAUCAGCCGGUCAUGAAGGAUAUGUGCCUGGGACGGGCACAGGUUCUGCCCACUCAUCGGCCGGACUACCAUCGAAAAGUGCUGAUGUAUCGCCCGAAUACAGCAACAACUUUACACCGCACACCGGUUAUGGGUAUGCGGAUCCCCUAGGACCACCACAAGAGCGACCACGCACCGGCGUACGCAAAAAUCUCACAUUUGACGAUGAUUCGGAUGAAGAAAUUAACACGAUCGACUUAUUACCCGCCUAA
Molecule: messenger RNA, 2424 nt
Organism: Anopheles maculipalpis
Lineage: Eukaryota; Metazoa; Arthropoda; Insecta; Diptera; Culicidae
Gene: nompB
Product: intraflagellar transport protein 88 homolog
Exons: 4
Coding region: 1-2424 (807 amino acids)
Biological process (GO): non-motile cilium assembly; intraciliary transport
Cellular component (GO): ciliary basal body; ciliary base; non-motile cilium
Molecular function (GO): kinesin binding
Source: RefSeq, a predicted model, not a curated record